AACAUUACAUAUAUAUAUAAACCACAUAAUGCGAUUUCUACAGUUACUAAGUUGAAGUGUUUAUAGAAUGUUUGUUCACAGAAACGGGUUGUAGUAAUAUUGAUACCGUGAUAGAAUAUUAAUAUGACAAAUUUAACUCAUUAUUACGCAUACUUUGAACAGGGUGAUGACUACCAAGAAACCCUAUGGCUGCUGACUUUGCUGUCUUUUGAGAUGUUGUUAGUUAUUCUCAAUGUUGGUUCCAUACUGGUCAUUUUAACAUCGCCCAUUUUAAGAUGUACACCGAAAUAUGUGUUAGCCAUUAACCUUAGUAUCGUCUUCCUGGUGCAAGCUCUUCUGUUACUUUCAGUCUGGAUUGCAGCUCGUUUCUACUCCCAGAUCCAAAUAGAUUUUUGUACUCUAUAUUAUUAUCAAUUCCUGGUCGGAAUUCUCUGUGUGGCACUAAUUGGAACAUUCUGUGCUGCCAUGAACAUUGUCUACGUCAUAAGAAUUAAAUCUCCGAAUUCGUUUGAUAGCAACAAACAAUAUUUUGUCCUGGCCAUAUUUAUUAUUUUGGCCUAUUUUGUAAAUGGUGUCACUGUGACACCGAUUUACAACAAAUUUGUUGAUCGUGUCGAAUAUAUAAUGGAUUCUCAAAGCGUCUGCGGCUACAAAAUCUUGAACGCUAGAAGGGAAAUUAUUCUUCUGGUACUGGCUAAUGUGCCACACUACUGUUUUGUAAUUUUGGCGGGAUGUUUGAUUUUGAUUUUAUACUACAGAUACAAAAAUUGCCGUCGCAUUUCAAAACCAUACGACUUAGUCGUAACAAAUAUUGUAGUAUUAAUUUUAUGUUUCAUCCCUGUUUUGAUAAAGUUAUGGUGUUUAAGCCAUCUACGAAUGAAUGCAAUGUGCAAAGAUGAAGGGAUUUGGCAGCGUGUUCAGAGCGUUGCCCCUUUAACUGUUGGUAUUUUGGUACCGUUUAUUUGGUUUCUUAAUCCAGUCUACCGUCAUGCCGUUCGAGAUUUUAUAACCUGCAAAUGUUGCAAAGCCAGUCUAACAAAUUCAUAUGAAUUGGUAUAAGGUAUAAUUAUUAACCUACAGUUUUAAUUUAUGUGCAUUAUAACCAUUGGCUUGUAAAUAAAAAAUUCAUUAUUCA
Molecule: messenger RNA, 1135 nt
Organism: Patella vulgata (common limpet)
Lineage: Eukaryota; Metazoa; Mollusca; Gastropoda; Patellidae
Exons: 3
Coding region: 124-1059 (311 amino acids)
Source: RefSeq, a predicted model, not a curated record